Zophobas morio is the source of this 834-nucleotide messenger RNA. Its product is annotated as cyclin-J. The transcript has 5 exons. Lineage: Eukaryota; Metazoa; Arthropoda; Insecta; Coleoptera; Tenebrionidae. The record is from RefSeq and is a predicted model, not a curated record. The coding region runs from base 1 to 834 and encodes 277 amino acids. Gene Ontology annotation, biological process: mitotic cell cycle phase transition; regulation of cyclin-dependent protein serine/threonine kinase activity. Gene Ontology annotation, molecular function: cyclin-dependent protein serine/threonine kinase regulator activity. Gene Ontology annotation, cellular component: cyclin-dependent protein kinase holoenzyme complex; nucleus; cytoplasm.
AUGAGCGACUUGAUGACUUCAAAUUCGGCAUUUUAUGUGAGUUUUGAGUUACGGGUACCGAGUAAUUGUGAGGGUUGUGAUGAAUAUGAAGAAGAUUUUAAACAAGUUAUCAAGGAGCAGGAGAAGAAAAGGAUUUUCUUUCAGCAUAGAUCACCUCAGAUUUCUUUUCGAAAACAUCUUGUUCAGCACUUGAAAAACAUAUGCGGGGAAAAAUCUCUAAGUAGGUGUUGUCUUCAUUUAAGCGUGUACCUUUUGGAUAUUUUUAUGGACAAUCAUAAAAUAGCUGCUGAGAAGCUUCUGCUCGUAGGAAACGUUUGCCUCCUAUUGGCUGCUAAAUUCGAGGAGCAUUCAGCGGGAGUGCCUAAAAUUUCCGAAUUAAACGCCUUUGUUGACAAUAAAUACGAAGUCUCUGAUUACAAUGACGUGGAAAUCCUAGUACUCAAGUUCUACCAGUUCUUUCUUAAAUUUCCAUGCGCUGCUCACCAUGUUUUCUAUUAUAUCAACGAAAUGAUUUCUCUAGAUGAUGUAAAUGGUGAAACGACUUUUAGAACUCUUUUUUUCGAUGUUUUUGAAAAUAUUAAGAUGUAUUUAAAUUGGAUUCUUGAUGACAUACAUUAUGUACAGUAUUACCAACCGUCAAAAUUGGCCGCCGCUAUUAUAGCCGCCAGUAGGAUUCAAAAUGGAUUAGUACCAUGGACCAAACAACUUGAAGACUCAACUACUUAUACAGAGGGGCAAUUUGAGGAGAUUCUGCAAAACUUGCUGAAGAAAAACGUGCUUUAUUGUGCAAAAUGUGACCUGCCAAAUUUAACUAACACCAAUAUAGAAAUCUAG